Messenger RNA from Protopolystoma xenopodis, 687 nucleotides. NCBI's taxonomy places the organism in Eukaryota, Metazoa, Platyhelminthes, Monogenea, Polystomatidea, Polystomatidae. The record is from the annotation of a GenBank genome assembly.
AUGCAAAACCAUUCGUAUCGACGAAAAAGCUCUCGAUUUAAUUUAGUUCAUUUUACUUUUAAAAAACGUCAGGCUCUUAUUGAUUUGAUCUGGCCGGCUUUCCAGCAUCCAUGUCAUGAUGUCCUCAGCUGCCACGUCGCAUGUCUAGGACGUGAGCCCCCAUUUACACGCAUUUCUAGAAAACCAAUUUCCGACACCCAGCACACUAACCACCAUCGGACAUUACCACUUUCUUUUGCUUCACUUCGAGAUUCUGAUGGACCUCCAAUGUGUUCUGAUUACAUAUGGUGUUCUGGUGACGGCCUCCGCCCUGAAUCAGUGCUUUUACCUGCCUGUCGCAGAAUCCUUGCUGACCUAAUCUCCGCUUCCAAUCCGCCCCCCAUCGGAAUGGCUUUGGCUUCUCGGAUCUCGUUCCGUCGCAUUCCUCAUCACGAGUUAUCUUCAGCCUUAAUAUAGACGUCUAGUCAUGGUUUUUGGCUCACCUUUAAUUCUUUCGAUCAACCACCACCUGAUUUUCCCUCCUACGGUCUGCACGUUUUUUCUAGAAAUAUGAGCAUUGGACAAAGUGCCAGUGUUUGCAUUGUUCCUUCAACUGAACAUAAAAGUUAUACCUUGUUAAUUUUUCUUAAUGUUCUGGUUUACUUUGUCCCCAAUCUUCGCUACUCCAGCAACCGAGAGCUCAAAUAG